Molecule: messenger RNA, 627 nt
Organism: Phytophthora infestans T30-4
Lineage: Eukaryota; Oomycota; Peronosporomycetes; Peronosporales; Peronosporaceae
Exons: 3
Coding region: 1-627 (208 amino acids)
Source: RefSeq, a predicted model, not a curated record
AUGGUCCAGUUGCACUUGUUACACAGCCACAAUACGGUCAGUGGGCAGAAGAAGCGUAAAAAGGUGGAACGCGAGCGUGUUCUCGCAGCUGCAUCGGAUCUACGCGAACAUCAGGGCGAGGAGCAGAGACGUCAAGAAGAGCUACGACAACGCAAGCUGCAGCUCCAAAAAAUGUCCGAGGCGAUUCGUCUGCAAAACCAGAGAGCUGUUCGAGCGAGAGCGGCGCAUUCUCCAGAAAUGAGAGAGCGACGCGUAAAAUCUGGUCGACGCUCCGAGAGUGCACCAAGUUUUCCUGAACGGAAGCCACCCGUGCCACGUUUAAGAGAUGUGAGUGCGUCCAUCUUGAUGGGAUCGACGUCAGCUGUCGAACAUCAUGCUGUGAAAAGAAAACCUCCGUCCACGACACCGCGUUCUUCGAAGAAGAAGAAACAGGGAGCUACAGCACAGACUACAGAGAAUGAAGCAGCCGUGCGUGCUAAAGAAGAGCGACGAGCAAUAGCUCGAGAGUAUAUGCAACUUCAACAACACAGUCGGCGGAUUUGGAAUGCGAAGGCAAAGCAGCAAGCUCAGCGAGAGCAAGAAAAACGACAACAACAACUCGAGGUAAGAGAAGUUCACCUGGUUUAA